AUGUCUCCACCGGACGACGACUGCCACGAGCCACCCAUCGAGCACUCUCCCGUCGCCGGAGGCAGCAAGACUUUCCUCAAACCAUUCGUCAAGGGCGUUGCCAGCGCCGGCAGGAGCGUCGGCGCUGGGAUCUAUCAUGCUGGAAAGGUGGUCGAUGCCAUCACUGAUCUCACCGAACGCAUCUCGUUGCCGCGGAACGCCGCCACCCCCAACCUGUCUGCCGCAUCUCAUGCCGAAUUUGGACCGCCACUCGACUCGUCAGAAGUCGUCACUGAGGAGCGGCGUGAGAAAUCCAGGCGAUUCAGGGCCUUCAAGAAGGGAAGUUCUGGUCCCGGUAAUUCGAGUGAUGCCGGUAGUGAGGGCUACAUUUCUCAGCCCGGCCUUUCGAGACUGGAUUCACUCGAGCUUUCUCGAGACGAGUUUCCACCGCUGGACAACCAUCACAUGAGCCGGGUGCGUUACAGUCGAGCCCAGACAGACCAUAUCGGACUUUUCAAAUGCGACGACGAAGAGCCGGAGAUCUCGUUUGUCAAAAACUCUGACGACGAGAUCAACGGCCCAGCCGAUCGAAGGGACACCGUCUAUAAUUACGAGGCCGUCUUCCCCAAAUCCAGGUCACAAUCUGUCUGCAGGAUGGCAUUUGCCAAACGUCGCCAUACUAUCCAGAUCCCUCAGGAUUACAACCUCUUUCCUGUCAGACACUCCAUAAGGAAGCAGAACUUGGAGGUCCAGCUGGUUUGGAAGUAUCGACUGCUGAAAAAGAUGGAGCAAGAACAGAGAUUGGUGCUGGAGGCUUUCAAGGUGCUUGAAGAGCAGUAUGAUUCGACCGCAAAGGAAGCCGAGAUCAAGUCUCGAGAGGUCAAGGACCGACUGGAAGGUUAUGUGGAGCAGAACAAGAUGGCGACUGAGCUGCUUUCUUUCUUGCCCGCGGACCCGCUCAUGCCCAGCCACUCGACAACUUUUUCAGCCACUAGUCCUGAGCACCACCACCAACGGCACCCGCCAGGGGAUGCGUUCCAUCAUCACUAUCAGCAACACCAACUGUCGGUUUCGUCCCGCGCAUUUAGCUGGGAUAAGGUUGACCCCCAGACUUGGGAGCUGUUCAAGCAGCUUACCAGCUCCGGAGAGGUCCUGCGUCAACGCCGGCACGAGGUCUCCAACAAGCGCCGGAUGAUGGAACACCACGUCGACGAGUUAACCAAGCAAGCCGGCCUGCAUCGUGCCUCCUCUUGUCGGGAUGAUCCUUCGCGUCGUCUCCCACCGAAAGACCCUGUUGCCGAGGAGCCAGAACAGCCAAACAAGCUCCUCAAGAAAGAGAAACGCAAGGCGGGCGCAAUUGUGGCCGGGGGCCAAUACGCAGAGCAGGAGCAGGACAAAGAGGAGCGGGGGGCCGAGUCGGCAGACGCGAAGCUGGUGGUCGCCAUGGCUGAGGAGGUAAUCUCGACAAUCGAACGGGACCCGAGUCUGCAGGUGGCCGAGUUCAUCGAGUUGGUCGUUGUUGCCGGUCUUUCAAGACUCAUUACCUCCCUCGCCGCCUCCCUCGGGUCCCUUCUUCGCGCUAUCCUCCGCGCCUUGCUUCUCUUCUUCGUCAGACAGAUCCAUCGUGUCGCUCGCUAUCUCGAUCUCGACGACCACCAACUCGGCCUCAAUCAUCGUCCGCAUUCCAAUCUACUCGUCCCGCCUCAGUCCCCUCAUCCUUCCUCGUCUUCUGACCAUUCAACCUCUCCCGAAGACCCUCCUCGCCAGUAA
This is a messenger RNA of Puccinia triticina, 1749 nucleotides long. RefSeq lists its product as uncharacterized. The record is from RefSeq and is a predicted model, not a curated record. The transcript has 7 exons. Bases 1 to 1749 code for a protein of 582 amino acids. NCBI's taxonomy places the organism in Eukaryota, Fungi, Basidiomycota, Pucciniomycetes, Pucciniales, Pucciniaceae.